Molecule: messenger RNA, 1359 nt
Organism: Necator americanus (New World hookworm)
Lineage: Eukaryota; Metazoa; Nematoda; Chromadorea; Rhabditida; Ancylostomatidae
Exons: 4
Coding region: 1-1359 (452 amino acids)
Source: RefSeq, a predicted model, not a curated record
AUGGAAAAGAAGAUCUGCUAUCGGCAACGAAGGAGAAAAGAAGUCGUGUACGACGAUAGCGUACUCGAGGACUCCUUGUCCCAAGGUGACUGGCACAUCGAGGAGAACGCAAACGUGGAUUACGAGAUUCUGCUCAGAGGAUUACGAACCUGUGCUGAGCGUGCCUCGAAGCUGCGCACGACAAACUUGGAUCGAAUUUCGAAGACCACCAAGGAAUUGUUGGAAAGAAGAAGGGCUUCGAGGCUUGAACCGAAUGCAUCGCACAUUGAGCGCACGAUCAUCCCCACUGGUGAAGCUCCACCAUGGAUUCUCCCUUCGGAAGUACGAGUCGCUAUCAAGAGCAUGAAACCUGGCACAGCCCCCGGGCCUGAUUUUAUAUCAGCAGACUUUCUUCGGGCUGGUGGCCAUCCACUUCAUGUAAUCUUAGCAGUGCAAAUGACAUUUUACCUUCAGAAAGAAAGGAUCCCAGACCAGUGGGAGACCUCGCGAACCGUUCUUAUCCAUAAGAAAGGUGACCGAGAGGACCUUCGGAACUACCGUCCGAUACGCUUGCUGAGCGUGUUAUACAAAGUAUUCACCAAGAUCAUCCUCACGCGCAUAUCUAGGACGCUGGAUGAAGCCCAGCCUCAAGAACAAGCUGGAUUCCGCCAGGAGUUCGGCUGCUUGGACCACAUCCAGACCGUGUCGAGGGUCAUAGAGGUUUACCGGGAAUACCGCCUGCCCCUUGUUCUAACCUUCGUCGACUAUGAGAAAGCCUUCGACAGCGUAAAAACGAAUGCAAUACUGUCAGGGCUGGUCGAUCAAGAUGUGGACGCUUCGUAUGUGAAGACAGCCAAUUGCUACGAUCGAUGCGCCACGAAGAUACAGCUUUUCCACCGCUCCUUCACCAUACCCAUUGGAAAGGAGGUUCGACAAAGCGAUAUUAUAUCGCCGAAGCUGUUCACAGCUGCAUUGCAAUGGAUAAUGAAAUCAUUUUUAUGGGAAGAAAGGGGUAUACGUGUUGAUGGAAGAUUUCUCUCGAACCUUCGUUUCGCGGGAAAGUUGUAUAACAACUUCACGACCAAAAUUUCCCCAUUCUACAAUGACGUCAUAACCGACGUGAAGAAAGAGGUUCGUCAAGGUGACGCAAUUUCACCCAAAAUAUUCAGUGCCACUUUCGAGAACGCGAUGCGAGGAUUGGAGUGGGACGACAUGGGAGUGAAGGUGGAACGGAUGCUGGUCGAAUUUGAUGAAACAUGUAGAAAGAUUGGUCUUCAACUGAACCUAGACAAGACGAUGUUCAUGAAGAACGGUUGGGCUUCUGAUGCUCCAUUCAUGCUCAACGGAACGAACAUGCUGAAAAAUGAAAAUGCUCAAUGA